CUUCUUUUUAUAGUCCGAGUCCAAAGGCUGGUUAGGGUUUACCAUUCCAGAAUCAAAACACUAACAUUCCAAAAUUGAAUCAAUGGAGAAGAAGAAGAAGGAGAAAUCAGUGACAAACGAAGUUCGCUUAGCUUCAAUGGAGAAAGGUUUCUUUCACUUGCGUUCAGGUAAAAGAGUUCUCAAAAGUGAAGUUGUUCGGUCUCGUCUCGAAUCAACGGAGAAGAAGAAGAAGAAGAAGAAGAAGUUUGUGUCUGCCACAAAGAAGAAUGAAUUUGUGAGUACCAACUAUAUACCUGAUGAUAUUGCCUUCUCCAUCCUAUCAAAACUACCUCUUAAAUCUUUUAAACGAUUUGAAUGCGUUCGCAAAUCAUGGUCUCUCUUAUCUGAAAAUACUCAUUUCAUGAACAUGUUUCGCAACAAUUUCUUAUCAUCAUCUAAUUCUCGUUACGACGGAGCAUCUCUAUUCUUAAAGGUUCCAACCUGGCCAGACAUGAGCGAGAUUCAAGUUUUGUAUAAUCUUUCUGGUGACAGGUUUCAGAAUAUGGUUAAAUUUGAUUUCUCAAAUCCAUUUGAGCAUAAUACAUUUUUUGAUAUUUUUGGUUUUGGUAGUAUUAAUGGCACAAUCUUGCUCCAUCAACAUUGUAGAUACAUACAUGCAUUGUGGCACCCAGCUACCCAGAAAUUCAAGAUCCUUCCUCCGAGUCCGUAUGAGUCUUAUGUUCCGGAUGAUGUUAAGCGUCAUUUUAACAUUGUUUGUUAUCUUGAUGGAUUUGGUUAUGAUUCUGUUACCGAUGACUAUAAGGUCAUUCGUUAUGUUUUCUUUGCGGAUCCAAACAAUGAGCAAUACCAAUGUCUAGGAAAUAAAUAUUUUGAACCCUUAUGGGAGAUAUAUAGCCUAAGAAGUAACUCCUGGAGGAAACUUGAUGUUGACAUGCCGCCUUCUUUGGACACCACGGAGGGCAACCAUGUCUACAUGGAUGGAGUGUGUCAUUGGUUGUGUCAGAAUGAUUAUGGAUAUUGGAAAAAACAUAAUAUCCCAUUUCAACCUAGUUUGGUAUCGUUUUACUUGAGCAAAGAAGGGUUCUUCAUAACACCCGUACCCUCAGAUGUAGAUGAUUCUUUUGAUGUUGAAACCAAUUGGAGAAACUUGGCGGUGUUAAAUGGGUCCAUUGCAUUGAUCUCAUAUUAUGAAAAGACGACUACUUUUCACAUAUCAAUUAUGGGUGAGAUUGGUAUGAAAGAAUCAUGGACCAAUCUCUUCACUAUUGGACCAUUGCCUUGCGUUGAUCGGCCUAUUGGAGUGGGUACAAAGGGGGAAAUAUUCUUCAUAAGAAACGAUGAAGAACUGGCUUGGUUUGAUUUGAGUACCCAAAUGAUUGAGGAGCUUGGUUUUAAAGUGGAUAUGCCAGGAUGUCGGAUAACAAUUUACAAGGAAAGCAUUCUUCCAUUUGAAGGAAUAAAUGAUUAAUUGUUGUUCCUAUUUUCACCAACAGAUAUAGUAUGUACUUACUGUCUAGUGGAGACUUCUUUGUUUUUUGCAAGCAUCUGGUACUUUCCUUCUAGCGCUUUCUUAGCUUUAUGGUGGAGAGGGUGAUCAUAGCUGUAUCUUGUUUCUAGUGAUUAGUAGUGGUAGUGUUAUGUUGUAAGCGUUGGAGUUGCUAGUUUGUUAUGGUUUCGUGUAAUCUUUGUAUAUUUGUUUUAUAUCAAUGAAAAGAAUGAUCGUUUAGCUUCACCGGAUUUCCUCUAGUUUUAUGUAGAAAUAACUUCUACAUGAAAAGAAUGAUC
Messenger RNA from Medicago truncatula (barrel medic), 1785 nucleotides. Its product is annotated as F-box protein CPR1. Lineage: Eukaryota; Viridiplantae; Streptophyta; Magnoliopsida; Fabales; Fabaceae. The coding region runs from base 83 to 1468 and encodes 461 amino acids. The transcript has 2 exons. Gene Ontology annotation, molecular function: protein binding. The record is from RefSeq and is a predicted model, not a curated record.